GGAUGAAGCUAGUGUGGGCCGUAUGAUGGUCUGACUGACAGGCCGGCCGCUCGAGACUCGACUUGUUAUGGAUAGCUCACUGCUUUUUGUCAACAAGACACAAACGUCCCGUAUCCUGUCCAGAAGCAAGGCUGGCGAACGGUCAGCCAUAUUGAGCCAUGUGCAGAGUAAACGACGCAGACACGAGGCGGAAACAUCGCAGAUAUCGAAACCAUGGGCUGGAUUCACCACCACCCUAUCGAAGUCGGAAGCCUCGGAAAUAUCAGAGACAGUUGAAGAAAAGUUGACAUUUUUUGUUGAUAAUGAUGAUUUGACAGCUCGGUCUGCCAAGUCAUUAGCAGUUAAUAAAAAGCAGAAACAGCAGCGAGAAGCGGCAGAAAAGAGACUCUCACUAGCAUAUGCAUCAUCCAAAUCUCUAUCAAAGGCCAUGCAGCCCUCUUACAAUGCUUCAGACCCAUUCCACUGCACCGUCGCUAAUCUCGAUGCUGGCACCCAUGCUAUCCUUCACAUUACCUUUUCUCACGCCUCACGAGUCAACUUCCUUGCCGAGUCAUUUGCCCCGCUGUCGACGCUGCUGCAGCAUGCCCCUAUGAGGCACGACAGAAUGUUUCAGCUGCGGCUAAAUCGCUGUGUUGAGGACCAAAAGCUCAUGUACUCGACUCUUGCAUAUGGAUCCAGUCUCUUGGGCUGGACCAUGGGCCGUUUCCACUCUAGCAAGCAGCCAGAAUACUUUCUCGACAAGGCUCUUCGUGCUGUGCGAGUCUAUCUUUCCACUCCCGGGUAUGUCGUCGACGAUUGGCUGCUUCUAUCCAUGUAUGGUCUCGCAAUUACAGAAAUGUGGAAUUGCUUGCCCAUUAUGUGGAGGCAGUUGCCAGAGAGGCACGCCAUGGCCUCCAAACAAGGAUCUCGAGGCUUUUCUGCAUGCCGAAUGCAUCUAAAGACACUACUCCAAGUUGUAGAUGACGCUGGAGGUUGGGAGCGAUUCGAUCCUUAUGUGCUGGACAGCGUGAUAUUGGCAGACAAAUUCAUGGCCAUUACCAGCCGUAAGCCGCCUGUUAUUCCCGCGACCUGGGAUCCAGGGCCACUUCCUUUUGCAACCCUAGAAGAGUGUGGAAUAACAGAAGAGGGACUGUUGACGAUAUUGCCUCGCCUUGGGACAGGCUUCUUCCAGGAGGCACUAUCAGAAGACCUCAAUCACACGCUGCAAGAUCUAGUUGCCUAUUGCCGUAUUGCCAGCACGGUGUGGUCGUACUCUUCGACCAGGCCCGACACAGAAGGCUGGUUAUUUCGACAAUCACAGUCGAUAUCGUAUCGAUUUCUCAUUUAUGCCCUAAAGCAGAACGCCAAUUACCUCGAACGCUGCACUUCGUUGGCUUCGCUGGCCUUUAUCCUUACUUCUAUUCCAGCCAGAGGCCCGCAAAUGAGCGCUCAGGAUGUAACCUCGCAUCUCUUUGAUUUGCUCCAAGAAGAGCAAUUUCUGGAAGAAAAGGUGAACAUGUCUGACGGCCUCUGGUUUUGGCUGCUGUUCAUGGGAUGUGUAGUUUCAGAGCCAAGCCCUCAUCGGUUGUGGUUCCUUGAGCGGAUGACUGACUAUUGCGACGGAGGAGAGAUGACAGAAUCGAAUUUUGAACAAAGACUGGAGCCGUAUUUAUUUCUGCCGUCGCGACAAGGUGCUCGGAUAUCGGCAGUGCUCGAGUAUUUGAACUCGAUGGCUACGGGGAGAUGGAAUCUUCAAGAAACCUUGUAGCUUGGAAGGAUGCGGCGCGUCUAGGGAUCUGAAGGAGCAUCAGUAAAGAGAACUUGUAAACAACAACGAAAAGAAAAUAACCUGCGUCUUGAACCAAAAAAACGCGAUUUCAAAUCAUCGUGUCUGCUGCAAAAGCGGUUAUUGCAAGUUGAAACCAACCUGGCCUCGACUUACGUAACAUCGGCCUCGGCGUCUUCUUCUCCGGAGCACAUCCUCUGAACAAAUUUACUUUCCCUCAAAAUAACCCAAAUAAUGUAUCUCUUCAUUUUCUUCAGAAACAAACCUAGCUGCUGAUUCAAUACACGUCCUUUUCAAGAAACCACAGUCGAUGCCCUUUUUCUGAUAUCCGGCAAGAUGACAGGCCUGCCGAGUCAUGCCUAGCAUUUACUCGAAUUCU
Trichoderma asperellum CBS 433.97 is the source of this 2144-nucleotide messenger RNA. RefSeq lists its product as uncharacterized. NCBI's taxonomy places the organism in Eukaryota, Fungi, Ascomycota, Sordariomycetes, Hypocreales, Hypocreaceae. The record is from RefSeq and is a predicted model, not a curated record.